Messenger RNA from Penicillium alfredii, 2037 nucleotides. Its product is annotated as protein kinase IKS1. NCBI's taxonomy places the organism in Eukaryota, Fungi, Ascomycota, Eurotiomycetes, Eurotiales, Aspergillaceae. The transcript has 2 exons. The record is from RefSeq and is a predicted model, not a curated record. Gene Ontology annotation, biological process: protein phosphorylation. Gene Ontology annotation, molecular function: protein kinase activity; ATP binding. The coding region runs from base 1 to 2037 and encodes 678 amino acids.
AUGCCAGAAGACAUGUCGAUGAUCCCCUACACCGGGGGAAACCUCGAUGUUGUACUACGGCAUAAUGACUCGGUGGUGGUCUUCGACCGUGACUCCCAACAGCUGGUUCUCCGCAAUACCGCCGACACUCCCCAUGCCGACUUGGAGCUAGCCAACUGUCCGUACUGCGAUCGCCCAAUGCGGGAUAGCAGUCGGGGCCGUCACCAGGGGAAUGCUGAACCCGAGGCGGGAUUCACCAACCCAAACUACUUCCGCAUGCUCAACAACAGCCUCCCGAGCUCCGCCAGUUCAUCGACACCUCCUUCUCCACGCCGACGGCUCGUCCAGCCUGCCCUCCAAGAUGGUCCCGCUCAUGAAUUUUCCGCGCGCUCACCACCCCCGCAGGGGAUUUCCUCUGCCGCCUUCAGCCCCGAUUACUUCAAGCGGUUCUUCGUGGAGGAAAGGGUGCUGGGAAAAGGUGGCAAGGGAGUGGUAUUGCUAGUGAAACAUGUGCUGGAUAGCGUCUCGCUAGGCCACUAUGCCUGCAAACGUGUACCCGUUGGUGACGACCAUGAAUGGUUGGAAAAGGUCCUCGGCGAGGUGCAGCUCUUGCAGCAUCUCUCACAUCAGAACCUCGUGUCGUAUCGGCAUGUCUGGCUGGAAAACGCUAAGAUCAGCACUUUUGGCCCCAGUGUACCUUGUGCGUUUAUCCUUCAACAGUAUUGCAAUGCGGGAGAUCUGCACAAUUACAUCUGCGGCGCGGUUCAGACCUCGACCACGGCGCAGCAACUGAAGGAGCGAAUUCGGCGGAAAUCCAAGGGGGAACCGGAGCCUCGGAUGAGCCUGGGUGGCCCUCGUACCCUCCAGUUGGACGAGAUCUAUUCGUUCUUCCGAGACAUUACAUCGGGUCUUCGAUAUCUUCAUGUCAAUGGCUAUAUUCAUCGUGACCUGAAGCCGCAUAACUGCCUUCUUCAUGAAAGUGGCGAUGGAAUACGUGUUUUGGUCAGCGAUUUCGGCGAGGUACAAUCCCAAGACGCAAUGCGCAUGUCAACCGGUGCCACAGGCACGGUCUCCUAUUGCGCACCUGAGGUCCUUCGACGCGAAUACCCCGAUGGUCCGUUUGGGAACUUCACAUUCAAAUCCGACAUCUUUUCCCUGGGGAUGAUCCUCUACUUCCUCUGUUUUGCGGGACUCCCAUACGACAGUGCGGACAUAAUCAACGAGGAAAAAGAAGACCUGGAUCAGCUCCGUGCAGAGAUCACCAGUUGGACUGGCUUCGACAACGCCCGGCGCAUGCGGCCCGAUCUACCCGAGAAGCUCUACACCUUCCUCGAGCGGCUACUCUCUGUGGAACCCAGUCUGCGACCCACGGCCGAUGAAGUGUUGAGCGGCAUCCAGGUCGGGGCCAGUACGAACGAACACUUCCGCUUCAAGCGAGCCAGUUCGACCGGCCCUGAUUUGCCAGGAAGUACGCGUAUCCACCCCGUUGAUAGCCCACGGCCAUCAAUAGAACGACGCGCGCUCUCCCCAACGAAAAAAUUGCCCCGUGGCUCCCUGGCCUUCCGACAAGACUCGAUGUUCGACAGUCGUCAUUCCCGAGCCAGCACGACCCCAAUCCCAGACACCGGCCUCGAAGACCCAUCCAUGAGUCCUGACCGGGAAAUGGUCGUCCGUUCCCGGUACCAGACCUCGCCGCCUCUAUCUCCCACUCGCCGCCCUCCUCCCGAGGAAUCGCCUGUUUCCCAGCAACCCCUUCUUCCACCCCCGCCCAGCAGGUUUCCUGUCCUUCGUUCUCUCGCAUCCUUGGCACCCUCUUCGCCAGUCUUGCAGCUCUCCCUGUUCUUAGCCAAACUUGUUUCAACUCUGCAUCCUUGCUCGCCGCUGGCGGUAAACCCCUGGAUCCUCUAUCCUCUACUUCUUCUUGCAGCAGUUACCCUACGCACACGCAGCUUUCGAGCACAAGCUCUUGCAAUCUUCGUACAUCUUCUGGUCAUCGGGCUUGGUCUGCGCCUGGGUGCUCUAUGUGCUUGGCAUAGGGGCUCAGUUAUUGACACAUAG